AUGAAACCAUCAUUAGAAGCGUCAGAACGGCUUUAUCACUCAGAGCUCCUCUCUGAUAUCCUUCCCUGCCGCCUGCUUCCCUUCAGGAACCACAUCGCUGAGCUUGUGGCGGAGGACUGGUCGAGUCUGCGGGACACCCUGGCGACGCUGUUUCUGGGCGAGAACGAUGUCGACCACGUACCGAGAGAGGUCUUCAGCAGGUGCAGGCGACUCAUCUGGCUCAACCUUGAUGUUAACAACAUCCUCACCCUUGAACGAGAAUCCCUCCCCAAAAACAUCCAGACACUCAGCCUGAACCACAACCUUUUGUCGGGCUUCCCUUCUGAGGCAGUGAGCAACAUUCAAGAUUUGACAUGGCUCUUCCUCAGGGGUAAUCUCCUAGAUAGACUUCCGGACACUGGCUUUAUCCUACCCAAGAAACUGGAUAAGCUCGACCUGGGAGAAAACUUCAUUCGUUUCAUCCCCAACAACCUCUUCAAUAACACUGUAACUGCACGGGACCUACACCUCGACUUCAAUCUUCUGACCGAAAUACAAGACGAAGCAUUUAAGGGUCUCAACCCUGGGCGCCUCUACCUCUCCGCAAAUAACAUCAUGAAUAUUACUGAACAAGCCUUCUUGGGUGGGCCUGAGCACUCCCUAGUCAUGCUGGACCUGGAGAAGAACAAACUCGAGUCCGUCCCAAAGGCCUUGUCACACUUAAAGAGACUUCGAUAUCUGUAUCUCCCGGACAACCAAAUAGCAGAUAUUAAAGAUGAUGUCUUCCGUUCCUUUUGUGAAUCCAUGGAGGCCCUUAGCCUGUCUGGAAACCAGCUAAAGGCCAUCCCUCGUGCUGCCUUGGAGAACUGCAGCACAAUCGCACACCUCAAUCUGGGGCAUAACCAAAUCACGGAAAUCCAUGAGGAUGAUUUUGAUACCUGGGGAGAUAGCCUUGACACUCUCAUUCUAAGGAACAAUCGUAUUUACAGUAUCCCACCCCAUGCCUUUAGAUACACACCAGAGCUUAGAGAACUCAGUCUUUCGUUUAACAGAAUCGUUGAUGUUUCUGCAGAAUCUUUUAUAGACAUUCUUAAUACUCUUGAAGUUUUGGAGAUAAGUUUAGGCUUUUAUAGAGACGAUUUCCCAGAAGAGGUCCUUAAGCCUUUAACAGCACUGCAGUGGAUUGCUUUGGAUAAUAAUAACUUCAGAACGAUAUCCGAAACUGCUCUCUACUCCUUUGGCGAGCUUAGAUAUUUCAACAUGGAUUCUAACCGACUUACAUAUAUACCAAAAACUCUCUUUCAUCAGAAUGUACACAAGAAUCUUAGAGAUAUUAGACUGGCUCUCAAUUUCCUGGAGAGAAUUGAGGUUCACACUUUCCAUAAUCUUGUUGGUCUUAGGACUCUCGUUCUAACAGGAAAUAAAAUAAAGACUGUUCACUUCGAGGCAUUCAAAGCCUUACCCAAACUAAGUACCAUUUUGUUAGCAAACAACGAAAUAGAGACCAUAGAACCUCGGGCCUUUUCAGAUCUUCCAAACCUCAUGGAACUUGACCUGCAGCAUAACAAAAUGAAAGAGUUGUCCCUGAAUGCAUUUUCUAAUGUGACCAGCCCAACAACACCUCUUGCCCUCAAUAUUUCGUACAAUGAUAUCCAAGAGUUAUCCCUGGAUGUAAGUCAUAAUGCUCUUAAAGAAGUGCCUAUCAACUUUCUCGGAGCUUUUACUUUCUCCAUUCAGCGUCUUGACCUCGGGUACAAUCUCAUUAAGAAACUCGACAGCAGCGCCUUUGGGCCUUUGGGCACCCUCCAGAUGCUCAUCCUCGAACACAACGGCAUUAAACAAAUACGUCCUCGUGCGUUUUCCUCUCUAGAAAAAGUCCAGCUCCUUGAUCUCAGUCACAACCACUUGGAGAACCUACCACCAGAGUGCUUUACUGAUGUUGCAUUCCUUCGUGUUCUUGAUCUCUCCUACAACCAUUUGCGCUCUCUUCCCAAUUCUGUGUUCCGGGGCACACAGCUGGAAACCAUUGGACUUUCACACAACGAGUUUGUCUCCAUGCCCACUGCGGGCUUCGCAGAGGUGGAGGCGACCCUACAUUACCUCGACGUCUCAAACAACCACUUAGAGCACUUGGACAAUACAAUGUUCUACAGCUUCCCAAACCUUAUCGAACUCAACCUGGCCAACAACCGGCUCACGAUACUACCCGACAACGUGUUCAUCAGCCUCACGAGUCUCAUUAGUCUCGACCUCAGCGGUAAUCCAGUCCGAGCCAAUUUCAAGGAACUGUUUCACUACACACAGAACGUCCAGAAACUCAACUUGGCCAAUAUUGGAUUCAGUUCCUCACCCAUCAUCCCGCUCCCGAAUCUCAAUUCCCUUAACUUGUCAGGAAAUUCAAUGUCAGAGAUCGAAGUCCAGUCAGUUGAGAGUCUGCGUCAGCUGAGAUCGUUAGACUUAUCACAUAAUCAACUGAAGCACGUGAGAUCUCGUCUGUGGAGACAUAUGCCCUUCCUGAAGUUCCUUGAUUUGUCGUCAAAUCCAAUUGAGUCAUUGACAAAAGACAGCUUCGGUGGAGCUGCCAGCAUCGAGACUCUGGUACUAAGCAAUCUUAACAAAAUCAAACGUUUUGAUUACGAUGCCCUUUCUCACAUGACGUUCUUGAGAGAACUCUAUAUGAAUACCUACCCAAAUAUCGAGAAAUAUAGAAAAGAAGAUAUAAUGAGGAAAUGUACUGUUUUUGCUAUCCUCGAGGAGCCUGCUGCAAAGUUGGGGCAUAUUCUGUUGGUGUUCCUUUGCCUAAAACUUCAAUCACCCCAGGUCGCGGGUGUGACCCGUUUUACACCCACUGCCAUGAGCGUCUCUCCCAAGAGGCCGAAAGCCCGAUCAGCCCCAUUUUCCAAUGCAUUUCCGUGUGCGAGUGAAGGGCCAGUCGGUUCCCGUAACAAGGCUAAGAGGACGAGCCGGAGCCGCGCGCUGGCCCUCCUCUCCAGCGCACGGAAAAAUUUUGAAAACAUAAAUGAGAUAUUUGCACAAGUAUCACAGGGGGACAGAUCCACCCCCCCCCCGGGGCCCCCUCUUUCUCCCUCAGGCGGACUGGCUCUCGAGGGGAACGACUGGACCUGCGAGUGCUCCCUGGUGUGGCUCGGACGCUGGCUCCGGCGCUGGCUCAGGGAGACGCUGCAGAUCCACACGGCCAUGCUCAAGGGCGCGCAGCAGGUGCACCGCCUGGCGCGCGCCGCCACGUGCCACGAGCCGCGGACGGGCCAGCACGUGCCGCUCCUCGACCUGCACUCGGAGGACCUAGGCUGCCACGCCUCCGCCCUAAGCGAUUCUGGCCAAGCUCCGCCCACAGCCACGCCGACUGCCUUCGUUGCCGCCCUCGUGACCACACUCCUCCUCACGCCCACGAUCGCGCUCUUCCUCGGCUCUUGAUGAUAAUGGGAGGUGUGGAGCUUAUCAUCAUAGGAUACUGGUUGUAGGAUUAGAUGGGGCGGCGUGCGGGACUCUGCCUCCGCCGGUGCGUGGCGCCGCGAGGACAGGGCGCUCGGCUGCAGGCCAGGGCGGGGCGAUGGUGCUGGCGCGGCGCUCGGGGACGAGCACGCCGCUGCCCAAGGGAUCUUGCGGCACGGAAACCAUUUACUAGUUGUUAGUAUGUGUAUAUGCGUGUGUGUGUUUUGUGUGUGUGUGUACAUACUACACACACACACACAUACACACAACACACACCACACACACCACACA
This is a messenger RNA of Penaeus monodon (black tiger shrimp), 3723 nucleotides long. Its product is annotated as chaoptin-like. The transcript has 9 exons. The record is from RefSeq and is a predicted model, not a curated record. Gene Ontology annotation, cellular component: extracellular matrix. NCBI's taxonomy places the organism in Eukaryota, Metazoa, Arthropoda, Malacostraca, Decapoda, Penaeidae. Bases 1 to 3414 code for a protein of 1137 amino acids. Gene Ontology annotation, molecular function: protein binding.